Molecule: messenger RNA, 3606 nt
Organism: Orbicella faveolata
Lineage: Eukaryota; Metazoa; Cnidaria; Anthozoa; Scleractinia; Merulinidae
Product: GPI ethanolamine phosphate transferase 1-like
Biological process (GO): GPI anchor biosynthetic process
Cellular component (GO): endoplasmic reticulum membrane
Molecular function (GO): mannose-ethanolamine phosphotransferase activity
Source: RefSeq, a predicted model, not a curated record
UUUUUGUAGAAUGAUCUCGUUUUAGGAACCGACAUAAUCCACGCGGUUCUUCGCGGUUCUUGGUUUCGCGAAAUUUCCCCUCGUCCCAAGCUCUCUCGGGACUCUUCUGAGCCUCCCGUUAGAACUUGUUUGACCAGCCGCUGCACUUGAAAUUCAAUAUGGCGGCCGCGAAGUUGUCUUUGUUAGUGCUUGGAAUAUUAGUUCAUAUUAUCUAUCUAGCCUCUAUUUUCGAUAUUUAUUUUACUUCUCCUCUUGUUCAUGGUAUGACGCCUUAUAAAUCAACUCUCAAACCUCCAGCAAAAAGGCUGGUUCUGUUUGUUGCUGACGGGUUGAGAGCGGACAAAUUCUAUGAACUUGAUCAACACGGAAAAACUCGCGCGCCGUAUCUCAGAAGUUUGAUCGAGAAAAAAGGCAGCUGGGGCGUGUCACACACACGAGUUCCUACAGAAUCUCGGCCUGGACAUGUUGCUCUUAUCGCUGGAUUUUAUGAGGAUGUUAGCGCUGUGGCGAAAGGUUGGAAAGAAAACCCAGUAGAGUUUGACUCUACCUUCAAUCAAAGCCGUUACACAUGGGCAUGGGGAAGCCCUGAUAUCCUGCCAAUGUUUGCCAAAGGAGCCAGCGGGAGCCAUGUCUUUACCUCUAUGUAUAAGAAUGUGGAAGAAGACUUUGGAAAUGAAGAUGCCUCUAAACUCGACACUUGGGUAUUUAAUGAAGUCAGAGGAUUCUUAGGUUCUGCAAGGAAAAAUAAGACUUUGAAGAGAAUGCUUCAUGAAGGGCAAAUUGUGUUUUUUCUUCAUCUUUUAGGAAUUGACACCAAUGGUCAUGCCCACAGACCUACAUCACAAGAAUAUGUCAGGAAUAUUGCUGUGGUUGAUGAGGGAAUAAAAGAAAUGGAGGAAUUAAUUGAAGAAUUUUAUGACCAUGAUGGUCAAACAGCAUAUGUAAUGACAGCUGAUCAUGGUAUGACCAACUGGGGGUCACAUGGUGCAGGGCAUGCUCAUGAGACUCUAACGCCAUUAGUAGCUUGGGGAGCUGGUGUACGUGGACCCAUGAUACCCAUUCAUGGUGCUGAUAUUCCAGAUGAAACAAGAGAAUGGAACCUUGCUUGGCUAAGAAGAACAGAUGUCAAUCAAGCUGACAUUGCACCACUGAUGACUUCCUUGAUUGGUGUACCAUUCCCUCUGAACUCUGUAGGCAUUUUACCAGUGGAAUAUCUGAACAACACUGAACAGUACAUUGCAGAAAACCUCUUUAUGAAUUCACAACAAAUUCUUGCUCAGUACAAUGUCAAAGAAUUGUUCAGAAAAGAAACAUCUCUGUGGUUUUGGCCUUUUACUUUGUUAGCAGGUGCAAAGAAAACGGGAAUGAUUCGAGACAUAAAAGAGUUCAUGCGAGCCAGGAAGUACAAUGAAGCUGUUACGCUCAGCAGAGAUCUCAUAAAGCUUGCGUUGCAAGGACUCAAUUACUACCAGAACUACGACAGAGUGUUCUUGAAUGUAGUGGUCACUCUUGGCUUUUUGGGAUGGAUAUUUUGCAUUGUGCUUCAGAUUAUCGACGAGCAUAGCGACGUCAUGAAGGAGGCGUCCAAACUCAACAAGGAAGACUGCCAUCCGUUGAUAAAAAUCUCAUUAGUAGACAGCACAUCUUGUGUCUUCGCUCUUCUUGUCAUUCUUUUGUUGUUGAUUCAGAAGGCGCCGUGGAUGUAUUAUAGUUACUGUUUGAUGCCGUUGGUGUUUUGGAACCGCAUUGGAAAGCGACUGCACGUGAUUUAUGCUGCAUUGGAUUAUAUCCGUGUAAAACAGUUGCGACGUAGAGUGUUGUUUACAGUCUUGUUUGGUGCGUUUUCGUUAGAGAUUCUAGUGAUGAGCUUCUUCAGGCGAGAGAUUCUCUCCGUUGGUCUUGUGUGCCUUGCGUUGUGGCCAUUUGCCACCCCGCUGUACUCCAACUGUAGGUGGUCAAUGAUGUGUUGGACGAUCCUUAGCUUUGCUCUCUCUGUGUUUCCUGUUCUUCCCGUGGUCGGACGCGAGGCCAACUACUUCUUAGUAACCCUGGCAGGAGUUUUAACUUUGGCCGCUUUUGCCUCUCUGUUGGUUUAUGCCAGUAACAUUUCACAGCUACUCAAGACGGAAAUAACCAAAUCUUUUCAAAUACUUCUAUCUCAAGCGCUUCUUAUAGGCUUUGCGGUUUACAUUGUUAACAGUACAGCGUCAAAUCUGCAGCGAAAACUUGGUCUUCCAGUGCUGAACCAACUUGGAAGUUGGACGAUUUUCCUCUCGUCGUUUUUGCUUCCCCUGAUCAACUCCAGCAAUUUGACCAUCAGAUUGUCAAGCAUCGCCAUCGCGUUUUCCUCAGUAUAUCUAUUGAUGAGCACUGCUUACGAAGGCUUGUUUCUGUUAGUCCUCUCGCUGUUGAUGGGGGCGUGGCUGCUGUCCGAACAUAAACUUUCUGGCAAAACUCUUAACACGUUAUUAGAAACACAACUAAGCAGUGAUGAUGCCACAAAGACCCACCAACCGGCAUGGAAGGUUCUAACUAAAGGCAUCGAUACACAGCUCAUUAGAAAGCUCACUUUGGAAGACCUUCGUUGCGCUUAUUUCUUUGUCUUCUUCAUUGUUGUGGCGUUCUUUGGAACGGGUAACAUUGCAAGCAUUAACAGUUUUGACCCUGCCUCCGUUUACUGUUUUUUAACAGUAUUUUCACCAUUUGUCAUGGGCAGUCUGCUACUCUGUAAAGUCCUUAUUCCCUUUGUGAUUGUAGCGUGCGCGUUCGACGCUAUACACGUGGUUUUAUCGAUACCAGUUCAAAGCCUUGUGUUGAUAGUGCUUGUCAUGACGGAUCUAAUGGGACUGCACUUCUUUUAUCUGGUACAAGAUAGCGGCAGCUGGCUCGAUAUCGGAACAAGCAUAAGUCAUUAUGUGAUUAUGAUGGCGUUCAUUAUCUUCUUGCUCCCUAUAUUCGGUUUAGCAAGACUCUUUACCGGCGCCUCUUUAUCAUUAAGGACGAGCAAGAAGAAAGCUUAACAGAGACAGUGUGUUAAGGACAUGUUACGCGAAGCAUUUUUUUCUUGCCGCUUGCAACACAACAAACGUUUCUUUGCUUGAAACCUGCAAGUUUUUCGUUGCAAGUUGCAAGAAAAGUCGAGCUAUGUAAUUAUCGAAAUUAUUUCAGGAAAUUGCUGGGUGUGGCACUCGUGUAGUUUUCUUCAGUCGUCAGCAUUGUAAUUUAUUUCCUAGGAAGAUAUUAAUCACAGUUAUAUUUAUAAUGGCUCAAAAAUUGCCACUGGUUGUAUUUCUCUCUAUCAUAAAUAAAUAAAUAUAAUCAAAUGCUGAUCAUCAAUGCUGUUUGCUUGUAUAGAAAACUUCGUGUAAAGACGAACAACACGUGACCGGUGUCAUGUGAUUACAGAAGAGUAGUGGUUUUGGCCAUAAGGUAGUGGCGUACGUUUUCAUCAAAGUAACAUCAAUUAUAGAAUGUUUGAAAUUCCUAGUUUGCCGCUGCUAGCUAGCUGUAUCAUGGCCGCGUUAAUGUUUGCAUGUGUCCCAUGCCACAACGCCUGUAAAGAUUGGUUUCGCUUUUGUGUUUGACUUUUCUUACUUUACGCUUCCC